Vigna angularis (adzuki bean) is the source of this 756-nucleotide messenger RNA. Its product is annotated as (+)-neomenthol dehydrogenase-like. Bases 131 to 745 code for a protein of 204 amino acids. Gene Ontology annotation, cellular component: membrane. Lineage: Eukaryota; Viridiplantae; Streptophyta; Magnoliopsida; Fabales; Fabaceae. The transcript is spliced from 6 exons. The record is from RefSeq and is a predicted model, not a curated record.
UCCUUCAUUUGGCAUGGAAAGAAGCAAGACAUAAUCGACAAGCACUGUAAAAGAUUGUAGUUACAGACAUGCCGGCUUGAGCAUUGGUUUGUAAUAAGCUGCAUAUCACAGUGCAGAGUUGAAACUGAAGAUGGGGGAAGCUACAGAGUGGUAUGCAGUCGUGACAGGAGCAAAUAAAGGAAUUGGAUUAGAGAUAGUUAGGCAGUUAGCUUCAGAAGGAAUAAAGGUGGUACUCACUGCAAGGAAUGAAGAGAGGGGUAUCCAAGCAUUGGAAACACUCAAAGCCUCUGGUCUUUCUCAUCUUGUGUUGUUUCAUCAGCUAGAUGUGGCUCAUGCUGCAAGUGUAGCUGCUUUUGCAGAUUUUAUCAAAUCCAAAUUUGGUAAACUUGAUAUUCUGGUUAACAAUGCGGGAAUCAGUGGAAUUGUAAUUAAAGACAGAGACUUAUUCACUACAAUCAUCGCGAAUCGUGGGGUGAUAUCAGAUGAGGAAGGAACAAGCGCAGUGACUCAAACAUAUGAGUUAGCAGAAGAAUGCUUGCAAAUAAAUUACUAUGGCGCUAAAAUAACUGUAGAAUCCCUUAUGCCCCUCCUGCAAUUAUUUGACUCGCCAAGAAUUGUGAAUGUAUCAUCCACUCAGGGGCAGUUAGAGAGUUUCCCUAAAGAAUCAUGGGUAAGAGGAGUGUUGAGUGAUGGUGAAAAGCUGACAGAAGAGAAAGUGGAUGAAAUAGUGAAGAAUAUUUUUUGAAUAUUUCAGGA